Messenger RNA from Seminavis robusta, 1175 nucleotides. The record is from the annotation of a GenBank genome assembly. Lineage: Eukaryota; Bacillariophyta; Bacillariophyceae; Naviculales; Naviculaceae.
CAAAGAUCUGUCAUCUUGACAUCUUUUUGACCUUCUUUCUUUGUCCCUGAGCCUGUGUGAGCACCUUGAUCUCUCCUCUCUUUUCCUUACCGACAAGAUUCCACACAGUACAGUAGAAAUAUCAGAGGGAUAAAACAUCUAAUCUAUCGGCCAAAACCCCUUCGAAGCCAGAAACAAAAAGAAAUGAUUUCUCCAUCAUUCUGCCUCCUAGCCGCUUUGCUGGUGUCCAUGGCUAGGCAUUCUUCGGCCUUUGUCAUGCCCGUGAACAAGAUAGUUUCAAGGCCCAGCAUUGUUCCAGUCAAUGCAAUGCCCGAGUUCUCUACGGGUUUCUUGGACUCUGUUUCCACCCUGAUGACGGCCGAUGUGCUAGAUGUUCCUGAAGCUGGCGGCGUUUCUUAUUCCAGGGCAAGUUACUAUACCAUUCUGGGUCUCUACCUCUUGUCCUUUCCUGGCCUUUGGUCCACUAUUAAAAGAAGCACAAAGGCCAAGAUCAAACGAACAACUUAUGUGGCACCGGGAGAAAACGUCGAAGGAGGCAAAGGCUUGAGGCAGCAAGCUGGUGAAAUUAUGGCAUACAUGAAAGCCAACAAUUACGAGGUCGUGGAGGCUGGCGAGACGAUCAAGUUUCGAGGUAUUGUGCAGAGGAGUACCUCCCAAGCAUUCUUUCUGGUCUUUUGCACGGCGCUUGCCUUCCUUUCGUUAGGAUUGGUGCUGCAGAUUCAAUUCCAGGGCUUGGAGUUGCCUGUUAUUGGAGAACCCAACUGGUAUCUGCUGUCAUUGCUUUCACCAUAUGCGGGCCUCUACUACUGGAAACAGGGAGACCGAGUGGAUGAUUGCGAAGUCAAACUGGAGGCCAACGAUGAUGAAACUGAAAAUGAAAUCACCGUUCAAGGCUCGGAUGAAGAAAUGGAACGAAUGUGGCGCACAUUGGAGUGGCAGGAGAAAGGGAUGGUCAAGAUCGAAGGUCUGUUGGAGGGCUAGUCUUCACCGGUCUACCCUCUUCUAGUAGCUAGCUUGCCCGUCAAAUGCAAGAGUAUACGAAAAGUAGGACUUACAAACCAUAGCUAUGCACAUAUCUGCAAACGUGAGGCUUCAACAAACUGUUUCCCUGUAUUAUAGUAGUUGCUGCUGAUUCAUUAUUACACUGCAUAACAUAGACAUAGCGGACCGAUGCA